Molecule: messenger RNA, 2731 nt
Organism: Abrus precatorius (Indian licorice)
Lineage: Eukaryota; Viridiplantae; Streptophyta; Magnoliopsida; Fabales; Fabaceae
Product: coiled-coil domain-containing protein 22 homolog
Exons: 5
Coding region: 1341-2363 (340 amino acids)
Biological process (GO): positive regulation of ubiquitin-dependent protein catabolic process
Molecular function (GO): cullin family protein binding
Source: RefSeq, a predicted model, not a curated record
GACCCAUUAUACGGCGUCGUUCCCAAGUUCCUACACUUUCCGCUGUUGUGAAUUCGGGUCACACCCAAGAUAUCAAUUUCUACCAGGUACUGUCACAAACUCGCAAAGAUCAAUUUUGCAUAUUUCUCCCUUCUGGGUCGGCGAAUUGAGGCACAUAAAAUAUGGGAAACAAGAAAAGAAAAAGUUUUUUUAAUUUGAUUUCUGUUUGUAAAUGAUAAGCUGAUGUGUGUUAUUGGGUCUGUGUAUAAUCAUUGAGCAUUGACCAAGUCUUGAUAUCAUUCAUUGAAAUCAAACUUUGAGUAUGAUGAUAUAUUGUUCUUUUACACUGAUCUUUUGAUGACUUCAUUCAUUUCUCUAUAAGAACCAACACAAUUGACAUGUUUGUACCUUUUGGUGCAUUUGCAUUUCUAAUGAAGUUAGGAAUGUAGGUUUACAAAUUUACAAUAAUAAGUUAUGUUGUUAUGUCAGUUCUGAGCGGGAACUAAACUAUGAAAACUUAACAGUAGGCUACACAAGCAUGUCUUGUGAUGCCAUCCAACAUAACCGGCUAAUGUAUAGUUUGCAAAACUGAAGCUUCUUGAUUUGAUAAAUGUUGAGGCAACAAGUAUGAAUGGAGAAGUUUUACAUUGGGUAUGAAUGGAGAAGUUGAACAAUAUAUAAGUGACAAGGACCCAUAACCUAAUAUCUUAAGGUUUUAGGUUGGAUAUGACAUUUAAAUCUAUUUAUAUGAUUUGCUCAUGGUCCAUUGAAAGUGAUCUGUUCGGUACAAUAAAUCUAAAAACCAUGUGAACGUGACAUGGUAGAUGAUUUAAAAGUGUUGUUUUGUAGAACCCCCGCAUUUGCUUUUUUUUUUUGACAUGUGGAGUUUGGAGCAUUAUUUUGUCAGUUGUUGUGAUUAAAGAAAUCACUUGCAUAUUUGUAGCAGUGCUUCUUCUGUCUUUGCCUCCUAGCUUUUUGGUACAGGAGGUGUAUGACCUUUCUUGUGUGAAAUGUUUUUAAAUAGUAUCUGACAUCUGUGAUGGCUGUUGCUAAUGUGGAGUCUCUGCUUGUUUUUCUUCUCAUUACGGUUCUUGUAUUCUUAUGUUCUGCAUUUAUACAUAAAAAUAGGAUAUAUCUUUUACUUGUGGCUGUUUGACUGUUCCUGUAUCCAUCUGAAGAAGAUCUGUUUAAAUUAAUUAUAUUCUAGGUGGAGAGGAUUUCUGAACCAUCUGAAAGUGAAAGGGUUGCUGGCCAUACCUCUACAAGUGCUAGAAAAAACUAUGAGAAUAUAGCUUACAAAGAUUUUUAAAGGGGUGAUAGGUGAUUGCUCUAAAGUUGAAAGCAAGUUGAAUGAUCACAGAAUGGAGACGCAGACACCUGGAACAGAGGGUACCAAGGGUGAUGCCUCCAUCAGUCAGGCCAGCAAGGAUAAAUCCAACUUCAAGAUGGAAGGUUCUAUCAAGCAUGAAUUGAAUAGUGUAUUAAAUGAGGAGGAGUUGCCUGAAGCAAACGUUGGGACUGGAAGAGGUUCAUUUGGAAAUGAAGAGAAUCCUGUUCAUCUUAGGGAUGGACAUUUGUCAGUAUUGAAACAUAAGGAGAAAAAACUGAUUGAUGAAGUUACUGUACGGACUUCCGAACUUGAGCAUCUUGAACGAGAAUUGGAAGUGAUGAAGGAAGCAGCUGAAAUGGCAUUUAAUAACCAACAUUCUAUUGACUUCUACAUUGACCAGUUGAAUGAACAAGUAAAAGCUAAGAGGAAUUACCUUUUGACUUUGGAAUCAGAGUGGGAUGUUGUAAGAAAACCUUUGGAGGAGAGAAAGAUAAGUCUUGAGGAGUCUCUAUAUUCAAACAAUCCAGAUGCACUAGAAAUGCUUCAAAGGAUGAGAGAAGUGCAGCAGGAAGAGCAGUUUAUUUUAUCUGAAAUUAUAAAGAGGGAGGAGGAACAUUUGAAACUUCAUGCAGAUCUUGAGAAGCAGCCAAAACUAGCAUCCAGGAAAUCUUAUACUGACAGGAUAAAGGAGAUUACAAAAAAUAGUGGGAAACAAGAUACUGACAUUGAGCGGAUCUUAAAAGAUACCAGGGAGGUUCAAUUGGAGAGUAAUUCUAUCCAGGAACGCUUGCAUCGAACAUAUGCUGUUGCAGAUGAAAUUGUCUUUAGGGAAGCAAAGAAAGAUCCCACAGGAUUGCAGGUUUAUAGGCUCUUGGUUAGCAUCCAUAAAGGUUUUGAACAAAUAUCCGAGAAAAUUCUAGCAACUGAUAGAAUCAGAAGAGAAGUAACUGAAUAUGAAAUGAAAUUGGCAGCCACUACUUCCAGAAGCAUGGAUGUGGGCGAACUAAGAACUAAUCUUGAUGCAAUUGUUAGGGAAAAUGAAUAUCCUGAAUAACAUUUACAAGUAACUGAUGUUGUUUCAGCAACUCAUUUGAAACUGGCAGCCACAACUUCAAGAAGCUGAUCUUGAUUCCAUUAUUAGGGAAAAUGAUUCCCUGAAGAACAGUUACAAGUGAUGUUAUUUCAACUACUCAUUGAGAACAACUAUUUCUAACAGUCAAUUUCCAUUCUUUCAUGUUUUUGUGCUGUGAAGUUUUUAUGUAGGAACACAUUGAGAAUUUGAUUUUUCUCUUAUUGGAUUGAUUGAGGGGGAGUAAUUUCAAGUGUGAGUGACAGAAUCAAUGAGGAUUGCUAGGAUUAUUAAAAGUUUCAAGAAAGAUGUAACAUAAUAAAUAUGAGUCCUUGUAUAAUUCAAUCUCUUUG